This is a messenger RNA of Penicillium subrubescens, 1095 nucleotides long. RefSeq names its product 3,4-dihydroxy-2-butanone-4-phosphate synthase RIB3. The transcript is spliced from 3 exons. Bases 217 to 909 code for a protein of 230 amino acids. Gene Ontology annotation, cellular component: cytosol; mitochondrial intermembrane space. Gene Ontology annotation, molecular function: 3,4-dihydroxy-2-butanone-4-phosphate synthase activity. Lineage: Eukaryota; Fungi; Ascomycota; Eurotiomycetes; Eurotiales; Aspergillaceae. Gene Ontology annotation, biological process: aerobic respiration; riboflavin biosynthetic process. The record is from RefSeq and is a predicted model, not a curated record.
CGGGGCACUAGCAAGAGGCAACUUUUCUGGAACAAUCCAAUUUUCUUCCUCAUUUUGUGAAGUCGCAAAUACUCAUCCUUGCAUUCUGUCUGUUACGAGGUCUUCAAUUCCCUCAAUCUCCUUCAAUUUCCCUUCUUCCUUCCUCAAAGUCCCGCCAUUGCGCACUGAGGGGCAAAAAUAACGGCAGCUACCCAACCCCCUCCCACCACCUUCAAGAUGCCUUCCACAACAGAGGUUGCACAGCAAUUCGACACGAUUGAAGAUACAAUUGCUGCUUUUAAGAAUGGCGAAUUCAUCAUUGUACUCGACUCACAAGACCGUGAGAAUGAAGGAGAUCUUAUAAUUGCAGCCGAGUCUAUUACCGCUGCACAGAUGGCAUUCCUCGUGCGCUACACAAGCGGCCUAAUCUGCGCCCCCAUCCCCCCACCCCUCGCAACCCGCCUUGCCCUCCCGCAAAUGGUCACCGAAAACGCCGACCCCAAAGGCACCGCCUACACCAUCACAAUCGACGCCAGUGACGAGUCCGUGACAACCGGAAUCUCCGCCGAAGACCGCGCGCUGACCUGCCGCACGCUCGCAUCCCCCUCCGCGCGGAUCGACUCCUUCCGCCGGCCCGGCCACAUCAUCCCGCUGCAGGCGCGAGCCGGUGGCGUGCGCGAACGCAAGGGCCACACCGAGGCUGCGGUCGACUUCUGCCGGCUGGCCGGUAAGGCGCCUGUGGGUGUGAUUGCGGAGUUGGUUGAGGGCGGGGAGGUUGUGGAGGGUGUUGCGGAGAUUCGGGGGAAUAAUGGGAUGAUGAGGCGUGAUGGGUGUUUGCGGUUUGGUAAGCAGUGGGGGAUUAAGGUGUGUACUAUUGAGGAUUUGGUGGAGUAUUUGGAGAGGACGGAGGGUGGGAAGAAUGGGCAUUAAUCGGUCGUUGGAUUGAUUGAUUGAUUGAUUGAUGCCUGUUGGGAGGGUCCUUGAUUUCGGCUUUUUUUUGGUAUACUUUUGUUCUUUUCUAUGCCAACUGUACAUCACUGCGGCUUUGAGUUGAUACCUCUAGAGAAAUGAACAAGAUGACUUAGAAUUUGGACUUGAUUACUGGUGGUUGAGGCU